AUGCGGUCAAAGCCUCGCCACCCCUCGCGGCUCGCGCUCCACCCCAUCGGGGUGGCGUCUGUCAUCAUCAUCGUUGUGGGGUGCCUUGCCUUCGGCUAUCACACGGGUGUCCGCCACACCGAGCGCGGGUUUCCGCCGCGCCUGGUGGAGCUCCGCGUGCUUGAAAGCGAGCUGAAAGUGGCGCUGCGCGUGUGCAAGAGCGAAACGCAGAAACUCAUCGACAACGAGCGCUUGAACAACGACCGUGUGCACGAGAUGGUAGAGGCGGUGGCGGCGCUGGAGGCCGAUCAGCAGACCGAGGAGAAUGCCUACAGGGCUAUUGAGAUGAAGCGAGAAAACUGCACAGCCACGCACGCGGGAGUGCGUCGACAUUUGGAAGAGCCGAACGAGAAUGACACUCUCGUUCGGUUGGAGGUGGAGGAGCUGAAGCGCGACAUCGACGCGCUUCAGGUGUCCAUUCAGAAGAUCACGCACGGUGAGGGAAUGUACAUUGUCAUGCUGAACCAAGGGCUGCAGCGGCUACGCUCCUUCUACAGCAAUUGGUGCAGUCGCACGCCCGGGUGUGUGGAGCUGACCGACUCGGAGCUGAUCGAGCGCUGGGGCUAUGCCACGGAAGACGAAGCGAUCAUGAAGGAAUUUGUGGAGCGGGACGAGGAAGCGCAGAGGACUAUGACGAACAAUACCUUCCCAGGAUCAUCGGCGAACACGACCGACAUUGCGUUUCAGCCCACCCUGGCGGAAGAAGGGGACGCCUGGACUGUAUCAGACGCACCCGUCUUCUUCAACCGCAGCGUCUACGACAAGCCGCUGCGCGGCAUGGACAAGGCCGCCAUGCCGCUGCUCCCCAUGCGAGUCACUACCGCGUUGGAGCGAUUUACCGACUACGGCCUCUGUGCCUACCGCCACCAAAACCCUAACUUCACCUUUCAGUCAGACUUCAAGUACUUAUCAGACACGACGCCUCCGCAGGAGAUGCAGGUAUCGGAAAAGGGGAAGGAUGUGGCCUAUCUGCAUGAGCUCGUGGCAAGCCCACUCCUUCGGUUCUGCAUCGACUGCAACUCCGCCGUAUGGACCGAGCAUUACAAGCUCGCCUGCCUUAGAGACCGUGUCCAGUCGCACUACGGCACCCACGACUUCUGGGCCGCACGCUCCCUCAUUCAGGCCAGUCCGUCGGUGCGGGACGCUGCCUUCCGCUAUUACGAGGCACGAGGCUGGCACAAGGAGAAGAUUUUGGCUGUCGUGCUCCACCAAACCGUUAACUACGAUCGUCUCCAGUGCGAUAAUGUCGUUGAUCGCAAGUAUGGGCUUCACUACCAGUACCUCAAGGCAAACUACCCAAACAUCACGGGGCUUCGACAGCACAUCUCGGACGACCGCCGCGUGCAGUGCUCGCCUUCGCUGGAAAUGAUGAUCGAGUACAUCCAGAAGGUGCGGGACCAGGCGUCGUACAUCUUUGAUCACGUCUACCUCUCCAUGGCCGAAGAUCAGCGGAGUACCCUGGAGUCGCUCCUGGCCGUGAACGAUGUGACGCAGCUUCGGCCGCUGCUUCUCCCAGCGUACACCAACGCGGAAGCUGAGGCCGCGACACCAGGCUUCACGGAGCUGGUCGACCUCGAGAUCGCGGGCCGCGCCACAGACAUUCUCGUUAGCCCCUUUCUUCCGUCGAGCCGCUAUGUCACGGAGUGCUUCCUCCUGAGGAACAAGCUUACCCCUGGUGAUCACGUGUGGACAUUCUAG
Messenger RNA from Leishmania mexicana MHOM/GT/2001/U1103, 1737 nucleotides. RefSeq lists its product as hypothetical. NCBI's taxonomy places the organism in Eukaryota, Euglenozoa, Kinetoplastea, Trypanosomatida, Trypanosomatidae. The record is from RefSeq and is a predicted model, not a curated record. The transcript has a single exon. The coding region runs from base 1 to 1737 and encodes 578 amino acids.